Molecule: messenger RNA, 3572 nt
Organism: Amyelois transitella
Lineage: Eukaryota; Metazoa; Arthropoda; Insecta; Lepidoptera; Pyralidae
Product: zinc finger protein 431-like
Exons: 6
Coding region: 272-2509 (745 amino acids)
Cellular component (GO): nucleus
Molecular function (GO): zinc ion binding
Source: RefSeq, a predicted model, not a curated record
AAAAAGCGUAAUGUCAACAAAGCCAAGCUACGCUAGAAUUUUGUUAAAAACUUUAUAAUUUUGUUAAAAAUAUCAAUUUAAAUAACUUAUUGUUUCAGUUCAAGCUUAUGAAUGAUCUAUGUGAUUGUGUAAACGUUAUCAAAACAGAGACAAUAAGGCUACAAAGUAAAAUAAUGUAGGUACAAAAUGGCCUUCCACAACUUACGUUUCCCUUCAACACUACUCGCCUGAAUGUUUCUUAAACUGAUGCUUGUCUAAAACUGUAAUAAGCAUGUCAGAAGCUACAGAAUUUAACAAAAACGAACAAUCGUUCAUACCUGUCACUGAUUUAAAUGAUGUGAAAAACAUGGAUUAUGGACAAUCUAUACGUGAGGAGUCGUCGACGGUGGUGUCCGCAGACACUGCAGGGGACAACGCCAAUCCUGCUGAAACAAAAUAUAGGGAACCACACGACACAAGUCCCGUUUCGCGGGGCCACUGUCGUUUCUGCGCCACCGAAAUGGCUUCUGGCGACCUCUUCGACUUGUCCACUGAAGACAUCAUAGAGAAAUAUCAAAAACUACUGGUGUACCUCAAGUUGGAGGUAGAUUUCUCGCCAACCAACAAGUUGCCUAAACAAGCGUGCGGGUCAUGCCACAAUACGUGUUUAGAAACAUAUCGGUUCUUUUUAAAAGUGAAAAAAGCUCAGGACGAGUUGAACGCAAUAUAUAAUAAUGUCACAUAUGUUCUGGAAGUGGAAGGAGCUGGCAAUAAAGAGGUUCCAAUGGAAAUUGAUGUGAUACAGAAUAUGGUGGUCGGUAAAGGCGUAAUAAAAACGGAAGUCGAAGAUGGUUAUGAUGAUGCGCACUUGGAGCAGAGCUCGUCCGAUGAGGAGGUGCAAUUGACAGAUUUGGAUGACUUAAAACUAAGCAAAGACACCAUCACCCAAAAACCUGCAUCAAAAUCCCUUAAACAGCCAAAAACUGAAGCAACACACGACGUAAAGCCCAAAAGACGAGCCAAAAAGACAGCGUACAAAGUCAAGAAAGUGCCGAUGAAAGUUUUGAAAUCCGAGACGAAUGUUAAGAAUGUCAAUUUCUCGUGGGCAAGUUAUCUGUGGUCGUGUGACCAUUGUAAAGCCGAGUUGGAUACGAUGGAGAACCUGAGGCUGCACAGCAGGUUCUCGCAUAACUAUUGCUACGGGUUCACUUGUGUGGACUGCAACGAUGAGUUUAACACUUUCAACGCGUUCGUGGAGCACGUCCGUAUGCACAGGGAGUAUUUGAGACUGUACUGCCAGUAUUGCAACAAGAAGUUUAGAACCAAAAUGGAGUGUGUCGCCCACACUCUCACCCACUGGAGCGACGGUCAGAAGAUAUGCGAGCUGUGUGGUGAGAUAUUCCCCAGUCAGGGCGCUCUGACACAGCACAAGAGCUCUUACAGAACGAAGCCGUUGACUCACAACACGAGGCGCAAAAGACCCAGACUGGUGGAGGGGCAUUCGGGCUCGUGGGACGAUUACAUUUACACGUGUCAAGACUGCUAUCAGGUUAUGCCCAACGUACAUACAUUAAGAAGUCACGUCAGAGAAAUCCACAUGAAAUGCUUUGCGAUGAAGUGCGCAGACUGUCUGAGGGUGCAUCGGUGUCACGGCGACCUGGUGAAACAUGUACACGGACACAGGCCGGGCUUGAAGAAUUACUGCCAUUAUUGCAACCAGCACUUCACCAACCCUGAGGAUAUGGACGCCCACGUGGAGGUCCACUUCUCAGGGCCACAAACCGACCGGCCUUGUUUCGGCUGCGGAGAGAUAUUCCAGAACGAGGACCAGCUCAGGAAGCACAUCUUCGAAUUCGGCGCUCUGAGGCGGCCGGGCCCUCACUCCGAAGACGAGGUCACUUGCGACAUAUGCUCCAAGAACUGUGUGACAGUUGGCAAAUUGAAGAUACACAGGAAAAUACAUGAAUACAAGGAGAGGUGUUUUGUGUGUGAUACGUGCGGUAACUCCUAUUUCAACUACUGGACGUAUCAGUCCCAUAUAAAAGUGCACGGGGAACGGACGGAGAUAUGCAAGAUUUGCAAGAAAGGAUUCCCGACCAAAGUCAAGUUGAAGAACCACGCUAAAACCCAUUUGGUGGAUAGGCCGUACUCGUGUGAGCAAUGUGGCAGCGCUUUCAAAACGAAGACCAAGCUGACUCGUCACCAGAUGAUCCAUACGGAUGCUAAGCCGUACGUGUGUGUGAUAUGUGACAAGAGUUUCAGACAGAAGAACGGUUUGAAAGUGCAUUCGGCUCAGCACACCGGUGUCAGGCCGUAUCAGUGUGAGUUUUGUGAUAGGACGUUCACGAAUAACCCUAACAGGGAUAAACAUAUGAGACGGAGACAUGGUGUGCCUCUGUACAAGGCUAAGGAGGCUCCCAAAGAGAUAAUGGACUCGAACGCCAAGGAGUGGUUGAAUCAGGUGACAGCGAAUCAGAAGAAACGGAAGGAUGUUAAUGAGACUGUAGUUGAAAUGAGUGGUGCAAUGUAGUGUUAUAUUGUCUGUGGUGUGUUUAUAUCAGUUGUAAAUAAACGAGCUGUGCCCGCGACUUCGUCCGCGUGGAAUAGUUAUUUUGGGCAUCAUUGAAGCCCUCAAGGAUGAAUAAUUUACCCCGUUUCACAUUUUCCAUUAUUUCACCUAAUAGUUGCAGCGUGAUGUUAUAUAGCCUAAAGCCUUCCUCGAUAAAUGAUCUAUUCAACGCAAAAAGUAUUUAUUUUUAUAUUUUUUUUCAUUACCAUUUAUUUUUCAAAUAUAAACAAACUUUUCAGUUUUAUAAUAUUAGUAAAGAUUAAUGUGAAAUACAAUUAAAUGAUUUAAGAUUAAUUAUUUUAGCAAACUGUUUUUACUUAAUAAUUGUAUUAACUUACAUUUAAACUUUUGUACGUUUACUUGACGGGGUAGGCAGAGUCUUCAAUGUUGAUAGCAGAAUACAGUUUUAUUUUAUUAUAUUGUUAUAAUUAUAUUUUUAUUAAGUAUGUACAAAAAAAAAAGUUGUAAACUCUGUUUUUGUCAUAGGAAUUUGUCAUUUGAGGGUAAGAAGUAAUCUGUCGGAAUGUUUGUUCAUGCGUCGUGCAAAAACUAUGUUUCGAUUUUUAUUUUGUUUAUAAAUAAACUAUGAACAAACAAUUGCCGUGUGGUUCUCAGAACUAUAGACUAGGACCACUCCAUAUUCUUUCCUUUGGUAACCGUUAGUUGCGACUAAGAGAGAUUAAUAAAUAAACUUGGGAUUCAUAUAAUCACGUCGAUAUCCCUUGCAGGGUAGACAGAGCCAGUAGACUUGAAAGACUGACAGGCCAAGUUCAGUUGUUUGAUUUGUGAUGAACUGAGAUUCAAAUAGUGACAGGUUGCUAGCCCAUCGCCUGAAAGCAGAAUCCCAAGUUUAUAAGCCUAUCCCUUAGCCGCCUUUUACGGAUGUUAUGGAGUGAUCCUAUUCUUUCUUUUUUCGUGACGGGAACCAACACAACAAACUAUUCUGCUGAAAAGUUACUAGUUGUAAUGUCUGUGUACUUUAAAAAUCUUAUGUAUUUUGUGCAAUAAAAUGUUUUUCUUAAAA